Messenger RNA from Exophiala xenobiotica, 675 nucleotides. RefSeq lists its product as uncharacterized. The transcript has 2 exons. Lineage: Eukaryota; Fungi; Ascomycota; Eurotiomycetes; Chaetothyriales; Herpotrichiellaceae. Gene Ontology annotation, molecular function: protein binding. The record is from RefSeq and is a predicted model, not a curated record. The coding region runs from base 1 to 675 and encodes 224 amino acids.
AUGGCACCUUCGUUCGACGGCAUUGCUGAUCUCAUACCCAAGGAUGCAGGUCUUCAGCUGCCUCUCGGUUUCAGCGUAGGAGACUUCAUGUCGCAAAUCAUCACACUUGAAGUCGGCCCAGAACCCAUGAUCAUGACAGCGCAUAAAACGAUCUUGACCAGAUCAGACUACUUCGCCAAAUACUUGGAGAAUCUCAAAGAAGGUGUCCAGAACAAGGUCAAGCUUCCGCACGACGUACCGUUCGACAUCCUCAGAAUACUCUGCUUCCUGUACACCGGCAACAUGUUCGAAGGAGACGCCGGCGACCGAGGUCGCAGCCUCAACCAUCAUUGGAACCCUCAGGGAGUGACAUACUUGAUCAAAAUCCUCAUCAUUGCUGAAAAGUAUUGUGUCGAUGAUAUGUACUGGAGAGCCAUGAACAUGUUACGCAGCGUUCCCGACAAGUCCUUCGAUCUGAGCCAUCUGCAGCAACUCGAUGACGCAGGUCUACGAGAACACUCGAUGUUGGGAGUCAUCAUGGACAUAUUUGCUCGCAAUGCGACUGUGGAUCCCAAACGGCUGCGUGUCAUGCUAGACAACGAGCUUGACUUGGAACCGGUGUUUGGUCUGGAGAUUCUGAAGAAAUUGACCGCCCACCUGGAGGGGCAAAAGCGGCAUUGUUGUGACUCCAGCUGA